Molecule: messenger RNA, 3712 nt
Organism: Pygocentrus nattereri (red-bellied piranha)
Lineage: Eukaryota; Metazoa; Chordata; Actinopteri; Characiformes; Serrasalmidae
Product: zinc finger protein 239-like
Exons: 2
Coding region: 158-1192 (344 amino acids)
Biological process (GO): regulation of transcription by RNA polymerase II
Cellular component (GO): nucleus
Molecular function (GO): RNA polymerase II cis-regulatory region sequence-specific DNA binding; DNA-binding transcription factor activity, RNA polymerase II-specific
Source: RefSeq, a predicted model, not a curated record
CCAAGUAAAGCGGAGAAGAAGAUGCCCCACGCCUCCGCGGGUCUGCGGUCUUGGAGACAGAGGAGCAGGAGCUGCUGGGGAGGAGGUUCCUCAGAGAUCACUGGAGAACGCUUACAGAUCUUCUGGUUUUAAUAGACGCGACGUAAAACAGAAAAUAAUGAUGUCCUGUUGCGAGUCACCUCCUGCUCCUAGUGUCAACCUUCCUACGCAGCUGAAAUCUACUUCUGCAAACAUGUCAGGAGAUGCCUCCGAAGAGGAAUACCACCUGCAGCUGACAUCAGAGGAGAUUAAAUGUGAAAACAUUGAGUCCGGAAUAAGCUCCAGCACUCCGGAAGAGUCGUCCAUUACCGUCUAUGCCAAGACAUCUCCCAGACAAACGAAGACCAGUGCAGACAAGAAGAGAACUCACCACUGCUCAGAUUGCGGGAAGAGUUUUAUUCAGCUAUGCCAUCUCCAAGUUCACCAACGCAUUCACACCGGAGAAAAGCCGUAUCCCUGCUUGGAGUGUGGAAUGAGAUUUAAUCUGCAGAGUAAUCUCUCAAAACACAGGCGCAUUCACACUGGAGAGAAACCGUAUACCUGCUCAGAGUGUGGGAAGAGUUUCCGAGAAAGAGGUACCCUGAAAAAACAUGAGCGCGUUCAUACGGGAGAGAAACCAUACUGCUGCUCAGUGUGUGGAAAGAGCUUCAAUCAACAAAGUAGUUUUCAAAUCCACCAGCGAAUUCACACCGGAGAGAAGCCAUAUGACUGUGCGGUGUGUGGAAGAAGUUUUAGGGACCGAGGAACCCUCAAAAAACACAAGUACGUCCACACAGCAGAGAAGCCGUAUCACUGUUCAGACUGUGGAAGGAAUUUCAGUCAGCAGGGUACCCUCCAAAAACACCAGCGCAUUCACACAGGAGAGACACCGUAUCACUGCUCGUACUGCGGGAUGCGUUUCAAACAGUACAGUAGUCUCCACCUGCACCUGUACAGUCACAUAGAGGAGAAGCCGUACUGCUGUUCAGAAUGUGGGAAGGGUUUUACUCUACAGACAACUCUACAAAGACACCAGAGAAUCCACACAGGAGAGAAGCCGUACUAUUGCUCUGAGUGUGGGCGGAGCUUCAGGCAUUCCAACACUUUAAAGAAACAUAAGUGCAUUAAGGUUGAUGUGAGAACUCCUGACAUUCAUGACACUCAUGAUUCGUGAGAAGUGUAGCUUAUAUUGGAAUCAUCUAGACCUGUUCUUAGUGACAGUUAAUCAAGUUACCCAUUGAUGGUGAAAGGUCGCUGGUUUGAACAAAUAACAUUUAUUUAUUUCAACCGUUUUAAAGUUCAGUGUGUUCUCUACUCACUACAUAGAGAUGCUACAGGUCAGGAUCUUCUUCUUGAUACCAAGCAGUGAUGCUGCAGGUCAUGACAAGCUGUACAAUACCAGACUGCAAUGCUACAGGUCAGAAUUCUCCUUAUAAUAUCACACAGUACUUCUACAGGUCAGGGUGUUCUCUACAAGACACUACACAGUGAUGCUGCAGGUUAGAAUGUUCUACAAGAUACCUGACAAGGAUUCUACAGAAGCCCUUAGAUAGCAGACAGUGGUGCUACAGUUUAGGAUGUUUUCCAUGACACCACACAGUAAUGCUACAGGUCAGUAUCUUCUUGAUACCAGACAGUAAUGCUACAGGUUAGAAAACUUCCAUGAGAGCAGAUAGUAAUGCUACAGGUCAGGAUCUUCUUGAUACCAGACAGUAAUGCUACUGGUUAGAAAACAUCUAUGAUACCAGACAGUAAUGCUACAGGUCAGGAUCUUCUUCUUGAUACCAGAUAAUAAUGCUACAGGUUAGAAAACUUCUAUGAUACCAGACAGUAAUGCUACAGGUCAGGAUCAUCUUCUUGAUACCAGAUAAUAAUGCUAUUGGUCAGGAUCUUCUUCAUUCCAGGCAGUAAUGCUACAGGUUAGGAAACCUCUAUGAUAGCAGAUAGUAAUGCUGCAGGUCUGGAUCUUCUGCUAACGGACAGUGAUGAUACCAGUCGAGAUGUUCUCCUUGAUACCAGACAGUGAUGCUACAGUUCAGAUCAUUCUGUAUAGUAUCAUACAGUGAUGGCACAAGUAAGGAUAAGAGUGGGUGAUAUUAUAGUGCAGUGGUCCUACAGGUCAGGAUGUUCUCUAAGAUACCAGACAGUAAUAUUUAAGGUCAGUAAGUACUCCUUGAUACCAGACAUUGAUGCUGCAGGUCAUGAUGUUCUCUUUGAUUCUUUGAUGAUGGACAGUGAUGUUACAGGUCAGGUUGUUGUCUGUGAUGCAUCUUUAGAAUCGUAGGUGUGUGAAUGCUAAUUCUUUUCAGUCUUUUAGAAAGUAAGAACCUUGUGCCUUUAUCACCGGCUUAGGGAGCAUGAGAGAUCAUCAUUGAUGUGCACUCCCAGGAACUAGAAGUACUGCUGAUGAGCAGAACGUUGUGAGCCACAAACAUUCUGACAUCAGCAGUCAUCUCAUUUGUCUUGUUGACAUUUGUAGAUUGGAGAUUUGUUCUUGCACCAGACCUCCCUCUGUCCAGCUUUCCUCUGUAGGCUCUUCACUGUUGAUGAUGAUGCCCACAGUGAUUACUGUGAUAUGUGGCAAUAUAUUCAGCGAUGAGGAAGGAGUACAACAGAGAUCUCUGUAUACAAUUCUGGGGGGGUUCCAGUGUUUAGGGAGAUGAUUUGGUGCAGCAAAUUGUACAGCAGCAAAUAUGCUAUGGUCAGAAAAACGUAUAUCUGCAAAGUGCACCUGUGCAUUAGGUCUAUCUCAUAAUCUGGCAGCUCAGUGUACAAGGUUUUUGGAGUAGGUGCAAAUUGUACUAAAGCCUAGGAACCCCAAGGAAGUCAAUGGAACAGUAAGACUACAAACUAAAUAACAUGGUUCUUCAGGGGUUGUUUAGUAAUGGAAAUGGUUCUGUUUGGCACUACCAGUACUAUGUAGAACCAUUUCAUGCUUAAAUUUGUGAAAUGGUUCCAGUGAAGAAUGUGUUGUCCUAUUGUUACACGCCUUGACAUUUAUACAGUAGCAGAACCAUUUUUGGUGCCAUAUAGAACCAUUUUCAGAAAGAUUGCAUAUAGAAUCACGUACAUCAGUCUUCAUCAGUCUGAAGAACCAUUUCACUAUGCAAAGGACCAAUUAAGCAUGACAUGGUUCUAGGUAGAACUCAUGGUUCUAUGUAGAACCAUUGCCGUAACUAAAGAAAAUAAAGACGAAACUAUAGAAAACCAAGGGAGGGGGAAUCCUCACUAUCAAGAAGUGAAACCAUGAAGAAGCAAAACGUAAUUAGUGCAGAAAAUCUGAUGGCUACUGUAGGUUAUACAACACGCUUGGACAGGGAGGGGUGAUGGAGGGGACUCAGCUGGUUGCAAUCUGCAAACUCACCACUAGAUGACACAGAAUCUUACUGCACCUUUAAAAAUGUAUUUAAAUCAGAAUAUAUUUGAAUAUUUGUCAAACAAGGAAGCAGCCGUGUAUAUUCUCUGGAUGCUGUAUGUGUCUACAAAAAAAAAUGUUUUUUUAAGAAUCUUAUUUUCUUUUCCUGCUUCUGUCAAACUUCAAAACUUUUCUGACAAGUUCAAAAAAGAUCUGACAAGGACUCAUUUUUAUUACUAAAUUACCAUGUUGACUGUUUUUACAUUAACACUUUUAGCUGAUGUACUGUUUACAUUUAAGUGAAUUCAUGUUUUGUUUUUCUUCACCUAGUGUUUGUGA